GGGUCCCGGCGGGAGGCAGGACUUCCGCUCCCUCGGGCGCAAGUCCGUCAGGAGGCGGAAGCGUAGCGGGGGCGGGAAGGUUGGAGCGUGGGGCGUUGAGCUCCCUUUGCAGGAGUGGUCGCGCCCCCCUGGAGAGCCGAGCUCUGCCCGCUCCGCAGUUCUAGCGCCCUCGCCUCCGUGGUGAUUGCAAAGCGCUGACCACUUGCCACUGGAUAGAAUUGAAACAAAAUAGGAAGAUGGCAGCAAAUUCUUCAGGACAAGGUUUUCAAAACAAAAACAGAGUUGCAAUCUUGGCAGAACUGGACAAGGAGAAAAGAAAAUUACUUAUGCAGAACCAAUCUUCAACAAAUCAUCCUGGAGCUAGCAUCACACUGUCGAGACCGGCUCUGAAUAAGGACUUCCGGGACCACGCCGAGCAGCAGCACAUCGCCGCCCAGCAGAAGGCAGCGCUGCAGCAUGCUCAUGCACAUUCAUCUGGAUACUUCAUUACUCAAGACUCCGCAUUUGGGAAUCUUAUUCUUCCCGUUUUGCCUCGCCUUGACCCAGAAUGAAGAAAGUAUUUGUGAUCAAAGUGACUUUGCAAUAUCAGACUCCAAAGCUGCUGUCAUUCAGUGCUAUACAAACUAUGACUUUCGGAAUUUUGGUGAACUUUUAUAUUUUUGGCUUCUUUGAAAGAAAACAUGUAAGUGAAACCCGAAAGCAGGGUCACCAGGAUGACGGGCGCUUCGGCUGCGGUAUCACCUGAGGCCUGGAGGACCACCUGUGACCGUAGCUGAUAAUGCUGUUGGUUUUGAACUCAAAAUCAGACUCCAGACUAGAUGGGCACAUCAGAUCACCCCCAAGGUGGACUGAAUAGACCUCGUCCACAAUAGGUUUUCAAGAACCAUUUAUAGUACUUAAUAUUAAAGAAAUGAGGGUGCUCUUUUAAAAAUGGGAGCCAAGAGGCUUCCAUAAGUUACAUUCGUGUUUGCAGUUUCUAGGGCUGAUGUGUACCUGUUGAGUUUACAGUCAACCUCUCAUUUGGCAACAUUGUGAACUCUUAACUAGUUCCUCUAUUCUUAGUUUUUAAAGAAAACCCAGGGCAAGACUGAAUUGUCAACCAGUCUUAAAUUCUUUCAUAAACAUGCUGUUACGUACGAUGUGACUAAAUGCCAUUAAAAACAAUAAGAAAGGUGGGUUUAAAACCUGUA
Messenger RNA from Tupaia belangeri chinensis (Chinese tree shrew), 1190 nucleotides. It is a transcript of the gene INIP, whose product is annotated as INTS3 and NABP interacting protein. The transcript is spliced from 5 exons. Gene Ontology annotation, cellular component: SOSS complex; nucleus; nucleoplasm. The record is from RefSeq and is a predicted model, not a curated record. The coding region runs from base 237 to 551 and encodes 104 amino acids. Lineage: Eukaryota; Metazoa; Chordata; Mammalia; Scandentia; Tupaiidae. Gene Ontology annotation, biological process: DNA repair.